Molecule: messenger RNA, 516 nt
Organism: Clunio marinus
Lineage: Eukaryota; Metazoa; Arthropoda; Insecta; Diptera; Chironomidae
Source: the annotation of a GenBank genome assembly
AUGAAUAGAAAUCAAAACAUUGAUUACAAGGCUGAAAAUAAUUAUGGAUUAAGCUUAAAAGCAAAUACUUACUCCAAUCGACCUGUUAGUUGUGCUAUGAGACUCUUGCUGCUUAGCUAUCGACGAAUCGAGUCGAGUCAGGUUGAAAGUCAUGGGACAACAGCUUUUAUGUUAACGAAACAUUUAUGUAUGAAAAACUGUAAGUUGGCUGAUGAAGGCGAAUGGUUUAAUACGAAGCAGGAGAGAGAAAUGUCCAUCAUAAAAAUAGGCACAAAAAGUUCGGUUUCACUUCUCAGCGCCUUGUUAAAGAACACUGAUGGAUUUAUGGAACUGAUAAAGUGGAAAAUCGAUAGAAAUUUCAAUAUGAGAUCGAGAAAUCAUAUCAGACCUUCAAAAAUCAGACCACAUUUGGGAAAUGCCCAGCACAAUCAUUUUGCAAACAAAGACAAGAAAAAUAUUGUCAUUGGAGGACAAUGUAGCGCCCCAUUGGCAUUAAUGCGAACAAUUAAGGAUUAA